Prunus avium (sweet cherry) is the source of this 2051-nucleotide messenger RNA. RefSeq names its product inorganic phosphate transporter 1-4. NCBI's taxonomy places the organism in Eukaryota, Viridiplantae, Streptophyta, Magnoliopsida, Rosales, Rosaceae. Gene Ontology annotation, molecular function: phosphate transmembrane transporter activity. The record is from RefSeq and is a predicted model, not a curated record. Gene Ontology annotation, cellular component: membrane. Gene Ontology annotation, biological process: phosphate ion transport; transmembrane transport.
AAACAAAGUGAUGCCGUUGCCUAUAAAUAUACAUAUCCAUUCUCUUCCUUAUUUCACAGCUACUUCUCACCAUUUCAUCUGCUGCCCCCCACACUCUGUUUUGCUCUCUCCAAAGGCAGCAAAACCCAAAAGAUAGAUAAGAGAUAGCAGAGAAUUGAAAACUUGUAGAAGCUAGCAGCUAGCCAUGGCCAGAGAGCAAUUACAGGUGCUGAAUGCACUUGAUGUUGCCAAAACACAAUGGUAUCAUUUCACUGCAAUUAUUAUUGCUGGAAUGGGCUUCUUCACAGAUGCAUAUGAUCUCUUCUGCAUAUCUCUGGUAACCAAAUUGCUGGGCCGCAUAUACUACCAUGUUGAAAAUGCAGAGAAACCUGGCAUUUUGCCUCCCAAUGUAUCAGCUGCUGUGAAUGGUGUGGCAUUUUGUGGAACACUAGCAGGCCAGCUCUUCUUUGGUUGGCUUGGUGACAAGAUGGGAAGAAAGAAAGUCUAUGGCAUGACUCUUAUGCUCAUGGUCAUCUGCUCCGUUGCUUCAGGCCUCUCCUUCGGGCACAACCCGAAAUCCGUGAUGACAACUCUUUGCUUCUUUCGAUUCUGGCUCGGGUUUGGCAUCGGCGGUGACUACCCUCUUUCUGCCACUAUCAUGUCUGAAUAUGCUAACAAGAAAACUCGAGGUGCCUUCAUUGCUGCAGUCUUUGCCAUGCAGGGCUUUGGAAUUUUAGCUGGUGGUAUAUUUGCUAUUAUUUCUUCAGCUGCGUUUGAGGCCAAGUUUGAUGCUCCAGCAUAUGAGGUCGAUCCAGUUAAAUCCACUGUUCCACAAGCAGACUAUCUUUGGAGAAUUAUUGUCAUGGUUGGAGCAAUCCCAGCUGCAAUGACUUACUACUGGCGGAUGAAGAUGCCUGAAACCGCCCGUUACACCGCUCUUGUUGCCAAGAAUGCGAAACAGGCUGCAUCAGACAUGUCAAGGGUUCUGCAGGUUGACAUUGAAGCAGAACCACAGAAGAUGGAGGAGUCGGUUAGUGCAUUUAAGUUGUUCUCUAAGGAGUUUAUGCGUCGCCACGGGCUUCAUUUGCUUGGAACAACAAGCACUUGGUUCUUGCUUGACAUUGCAUUCUACAGCCAAAAUCUGUUCCAAAAGGAUAUUUUUAGCGCGAUUGGAUGGAUCCCUCCUGCUAAGACUAUGAAUGCUAUUCAGGAGGUUUACAGAAUUGCAAGGGCACAGACUCUUAUUGCUCUAUGCAGCACUGUCCCAGGCUACUGGUUUACAGUUUUUUUCAUUGACAGGAUUGGAAGAUUUGCUAUCCAAUUGAUGGGAUUCUUCUUCAUGACAGUGUUUAUGUUUGCACUGGCCAUUCCAUAUAACCACUGGACUCAUAAGGACAACCGAAUUGGGUUCGUGGUGAUCUACUCGUUGACCUUCUUCUUCGCAAACUUCGGUCCUAAUGCCACUACAUUUGUUGUGCCAGCUGAGAUUUUCCCAGCUAGGUUCCGGUCUACUUGUCAUGGAAUCUCAGCGGCCUCUGGGAAGCUUGGUGCCAUAAUUGGUGCAUUUGGGUUCUUGUAUUUGGCUCAGAGCAAGGAUAAGGCCAAGGUAGAUGCAGGGUACCCUACAGGAAUUGGGGUGAAAAAUUCACUCAUUGUGUUGGGUGUAAUUAACUUCUUAGGGAUAUUGUUCACCUUCUUAGUGCCCGAAUCAAACGGGAAGUCGUUGGAGGAGAUGUCCGGUGAGAAUGAAGAUGAAAAUGAAACUGGGGCAAUGGAGUUGGAGCCAUCAGGCUUAAACAGGAGGACAGUUCCAGUUGCCUAGGUUAUUAUAAGCAGCUUGUAGAAAUAAUGUUGUAAGCUUUUUUUGGUUAAUUUUGGUGAGAGGGAAGCUCUAGUUUUCUAUUGCCCUCUUCCCUCUAUGUUGUUGUGACUUGAGUCCAUAUAUUAUGUCAAGGAAGGAAUUUGCAGAGGAUGCCAAAUAUUAAGAAAGAAAAUUUCCUGCUUCUUCAUUUGUAUUCUCAUGUAGCUUCAAGCCUACCGUCAACUCAAUGGCCAUUGUUGUUGCUUCCAAA